GUCAGAGACUGCAGACAUGAUACAGGAGAUGGUCAGAGACUACGGACAUGAUACAGGAGAUGGAGAUGGUCAGAGACUGCGGACAGGGUACAGGAGAUGGUCAGAGACUGCGGACAGGGUACAGGAGAUGGUCAGAGACUGCAGACAGGAUACAGGAGAUGGUCAGAGACUGCGGGCAUGAUACAGGAGAUGGUCAGAGACUGCGGACAGGGUACAGGAGAUGGUCAGAGACUGCGGACAGGGUACAGGAGAUGGUCAGAGACUGCGGGCAUGAUACAGGAGAUGGUCAGAGACUACGGACAAGAUACAGGAGAUGGUCAGUAGCUGCGGACAGGAUACAGGAGAUGGUCAGAGACAGCGGACAGAGUACA
Molecule: messenger RNA, 371 nt
Organism: Staurois parvus
Lineage: Eukaryota; Metazoa; Chordata; Amphibia; Anura; Ranidae
Source: the annotation of a GenBank genome assembly